Messenger RNA from Sporothrix brasiliensis 5110, 2178 nucleotides. RefSeq lists its product as uncharacterized. The transcript has a single exon. The coding region runs from base 1 to 2178 and encodes 725 amino acids. NCBI's taxonomy places the organism in Eukaryota, Fungi, Ascomycota, Sordariomycetes, Ophiostomatales, Ophiostomataceae. The record is from RefSeq and is a predicted model, not a curated record.
AUGCGGGCGCUGCGCCUCCACGCGUGGCCGUCGCAGGCGCGGACAGCGGUGGGCGCCCGAUGCGGCUCGGUUCAGGCUCCAGGGUAUACGCCACGACAGGGCGCAGCGUUUGGGAUUGGCACAAUGGAUCACGGCCGCCAGACACUAUGCACGGCUCACGGGACCAUUCCGGACGUAUACAGACUACGCGCCGAGCGCAAUCGGUCACGGAUACGGCGGUGCUACUCCUCGUCCGCACCCACGCCGCCGCCAUCAGAGGCAAAUGACAGCAGGGCCGGCAGCAAUAGCAAGAGCCAGCAGAGCAGACAUGGUGACAGCGCCGGUUCCGGUUCCUGCUCCGGCUCGCUGGGCGCCAAAAUGCUCGAGUCGGCGGCAACAUCGCUGGCGUCCAUUCUGAUGCUCGCGCUGGGCUUUGGCGCGGCGGGCUACGGGUACCACCGGUACUACAAGCACCUCGUGCUCCGCAAGAUGGUCCUGGCGUUUGAGCCGGGCGACCCCGUGCUGGAGCUGGCGUCCAUGGGCCGCGGCGUGCCGCAGCACCUGGCGGGCGCUGCGGCGGGCAUGAUGCACGCGGCCGACGAGAGUCACGACCUUGCGCUGGAAGAGGGCGAGGGCGAGGGUGCGGGUGAGGGUGGGGACGGCGACGACGGUCGCGGCAACUACUGGAUCGAGCGGCCGGAGCAAAAAAAGGUCAACGACAUUGUGAGCGGGCGCGAGAUUGGGCACUACCACCUGUUUAUUGGCGAAAAGGGCACGGGCAAGAGCAGCAUGCAGCUGGAGGCGAUGGCGCAAAUCGACGGCGAGGGCGUGUCCAUGUUCGACGCGCACGCCGACCUCGAGAUCUUCCGGAUCCGCCUGGGCAAGGCGCUGAACUACGAGUUCAACGAGGACUACAUUGGCGGGUAUUUCAGCGAGCGGGGGCCCCGCGAGAGCACGGCGCUGCUGGACAUUGAGCGGGCGCUCAACAAACUCGAGAAGGUGGCGCUGCGGCGGCGCAACCGCACGCAGGCCGGCAAGGCACGCCGUCCGCUGGUCGUGAUUGUCAACCAGAUGCACCUGAUUCGCGACGACGACGACGGGCGCGACCUCAUCGAGCUGCUCCAACAGCGCGCCGAGCAGUGGGCGGCCGCCGGCCUUGUGACGAUGGUGUUCAACAGCGACGACUACUGGGUGUACGAGCGGCUCAAGCAGCUGGCGGCGCGCAUGGAGGUGCACAGCAUCCAAGACCUCGCGCGGCACCCGGCCAUGGUGACGCUGCAGCGGUUCCGGUGGCGGUACUUUGGCGAGCGCGUCAGCAACGCGACGGCGUCCGAGAUAUACGACCACGUUGGCGGGCGGCUGACGUUUCUGAACCGCGUGGCGCGCAGCUCGGACAUGCUGGCAACGUGCCGGCGGAUCAUCGACGCAGAGAAGACGUGGUUCCUCAACCAGUGCUGGGUGCUGGGCGGCGACAUGGACGACGAUGUCAUGGACCAGCAAAAGUGGGCCGCAGCGGCCAUGGUCCUGGCUCAGGCGCUUGUCGACAAAGAGGCAGAGGAGGCGGCCGAGGCGACAGGCAAACCCAAUGCCGGCGGUGACGAGGAGGAAGACCCAACCGCAGGUACGGCCGUUGCAGCCGCUGUGGCUGCGUCCGGGGCACCUGGAGCUUCUGGUGCUUCUGGUGCUCCCGGUGCUUCGGGCGUGACGGCGGUGCUCGCCACACACAACAGCAAUACCAACGACAGCACGACGACGGACGCGCCGGUGGAGCGCAGGCAGCUGCCGUCGUUUGCGCUGCACGAGGCACAGCAGAUUAUGACGCGGGCCGACUUUGUGCGGGAGAUGGACCGGCGCAACCUGUUUACGAUUGCGAGCAACGCGCAGGUCCGGGCGUCCUCGGUGCCGAUGCAAGAGGCGCUGCGGCAGAUCUGCGGGGCGCCCGGGUUCCGGCAGCACCUGGAUGCGACGGUGCAGCGGAUCGCCGACAUUGAGAGUCUCGGCCGCACGCGCGAGCUUGUGGCCAAGGAUCUGGUGCUGGGCGGCCGAUACGAGCUGUCGACGCCGGGCGCAGCUGGUGCCGGUUUGCUGUCGUCGGGCAAAGGCGCCUCCAAAAAGACGGAGGUCCGGUUCCGUGGCUGGAGUCCGCACGAGCGGCCGCCGCGCGAUCAGCCGGAGCCAGGCACCGAUGACGACACGUGA